Lethenteron reissneri (Far Eastern brook lamprey) is the source of this 4638-nucleotide messenger RNA. RefSeq names its product glucose-6-phosphate isomerase-like. Gene Ontology annotation, cellular component: cytosol. Gene Ontology annotation, biological process: gluconeogenesis; glucose 6-phosphate metabolic process; glycolytic process. Gene Ontology annotation, molecular function: monosaccharide binding; glucose-6-phosphate isomerase activity; carbohydrate derivative binding. Lineage: Eukaryota; Metazoa; Chordata; Hyperoartia; Petromyzontiformes; Petromyzontidae. The record is from RefSeq and is a predicted model, not a curated record.
CCAAAUCUCCACCAAUCCAUCACAUCCCACGAACGUGUUCGCGGUUCCUUUUCCUGUUUCUAAUUCAGCACGCGUCUUCUCUCUUGCUCGCUCUGUCUCGCUCUCGCUCCUGCUGGGUUAGCGCUUGUGGCUUUCACACACGAAACGCCACCGCCGCCGCCUCUCGCUUUCUCUUCCUCUCUCUCUCCGUGCCUUCAUCUCUUCUCAGCCUCCAGCGAGUGAAGGAGGAAGAAGACGACUCGUCGCAAUGGCAAGCGCAACAGGGCUGACGAGUGACCCAGCGUGGAAGCGGCUGGCCGAGUGGCACGCCGAGCACUCGGCUGCGCUCAAGAUGAGGCAGCUCUUCGACAAGGACGCGGAACGAUUCGCCAAAUUCAGUCUGCUGCUCAACACUGAUGACGGAGAGCUACUGCUGGACUACUCGAAGAACCUCCUCACACCGGAGGUCAUGGACCUGCUGCUCGACCUGGCACGUUCACGUGGAAUUGAAAAGGCCAGGGACCGCAUGUUCAGCGGGGAGAAGAUUAACUUCACAGAGAACCGCGCGGUGCUGCACGUGGCUUUGCGCAACCGCUCCAGCAAGCCGAUGGUGGUGGACGGCAAGGACGUGAUGCCUGACAUCAACGCCGUGCUGGACAAGAUGCGCGGCUUCUGCGAGAGGGUGCGGAGCGGACAGUGGAAGGGCUACUCUGGCAAGCCAAUCGCCGACGUCGUCAACAUCGGCAUCGGCGGCUCUGACCUGGGCCCCCUGAUGGUGACCGAGGCGCUGAAGCCGUACUCGAAGGGCGGCCCCAACUCGUGGUUCGUGUCGAAUAUCGACGGCACGCACAUGGCCAAGACGCUCGCCGUGCUCGACCCCGAGACGACGCUCUUCAUCAUCGCGUCCAAGACGUUCACGACUCAAGAGACGAUCACCAACGCCGAGUCGGCCAAAGAGUGGCUCCUGAAGAAAGCUGGAGACCCCGCGGCAGUCGCGAAGCACUUCGUGGCGCUCUCCACAAACGGGGCAAAAGUGAAGGCUUUCGGCAUCGACACAAACAACAUGUUCGAGUUCUGGGAUUGGGUGGGAGGUCGUUAUUCACUCUGGUCGGCGAUCGGCCUCUCCAUCGCCCUGCACAUCGGCUUUGAAAACUUUGAGCAGCUGCUCAGUGGAGCUCACUGGAUGGACAACCACUUCUGCAGCGCGCCCCUCGCGAAGAACGCGCCGGUGAUCCUGGCGCUGCUGGGCGUGUGGUACGGCAACUUCUACAGCGCCGAGACGCACGCGCUGCUGCCCUACGACCAGUACAUGCACCGCUUCGCUGCCUACUUCCAGCAGGGUGACAUGGAGUCCAACGGGAAGUACAUCACAAGCUCGGGCCGUCGCGUAGACUACAGCACGGGCCCUAUCGUGUGGGGCGAGCCGGGCACCAACGGGCAACACGCCUUCUACCAGCUCAUCCACCAAGGAACCCGCAUGAUCCCGGCGGACUUUCUCAUCCCCGCUCAAACGCAGCACCCCAUCCGAGACAGCCUGCACCACACGAUCUUGCUGGCGAACUUCCUGGCGCAGACGGAGGCGCUGAUGAAGGGGAAGACGGAGCAGGAGGCUCGCGCUGAGCUGCAGGGGGCCGGGCUCGCAGGCCCCGCCCUCGACAAGCUCCUCCCCCACAAGGUGUUUGAGGGGAACCGCCCGACCAAUUCGAUUGUCUUCAACAAGCUCACGCCCUUCAUGCUGGGGGCUCUCAUCGCCAUGUACGAGCACAAGAUCUUCAUCCAGGGCGUCAUCUGGGACGUGAACAGCUACGAUCAGUGGGGUGUGGAGUUGGGCAAGCAGCUGGCCAAGGCCAUCGAGCCGGAGCUGACCUCGCCGGGAGAGGUCACCUCCCACGACUCCUCCACCAACGGCCUCAUCGGCUUCAUCAAGCAGCACCGGCAGUGACUAGGCGCGUGCGAGCCAGCACCGCUGCCCCCACCCCCCUCCAGCGUCUCCGCCAAGCUCUGACACGCCGUUCUUCGUGCUCGCACCACGGGGUUGGGGGUGUUGUGUUCCACCGGACGUGUCGGCCUCUUCCGCUCGGGUGUGAGCUGUGGGGUGCUGGGGGAGGCGCGGCGUAAUGUGAUGCGGGCUGACCAGGGUGUCCCCUCUCCCCUCCAAUCUUCUGUAAUACCCCGGCGAGGUUAGCUCGGCUUGUGAUCGAUCGUUUUGCUUGCGAGACGUUUGUCACAGGCAACCGCGGUGGCAAGCAUGUGACGUGUGCGUUGCCUGUUUGUCUAUCCGCUGCUGGAGGAGGGCCUUACCACCCAUGCCGUUCGGGCUCAUGGGGGAGGCCUUCAAACCUCACCGUUGUUGUUAGACCGAUAAACAUUUGACAUGCAAGGACAAUCGUUGUCACUCGUCCAUCUACACUCGAUUGGGUGGGGGGGGGGGGGGUAACGUGAUGAAACGCACAGUGUGCGACACCCCUGCAAGUGUAGGCUCGUGUGAACGUCAAGCUUGAGGAAGAGUCUCCUCGCAAGACGGGCCACCGUCAUCUCGUUAUGCCAGGGGUGGGGAACCUUUUUUCUGCCAAGGGCCAUUUGGAUAUGUAUAACAUCAUUCGCGGGCCAUACCAAAUUAUCAACUUAAAAAUUAGCUUGUUAUAUUUGGUCAAACAUUUCAUUAACUCACCUCUAAUGCGAUGGCUGGAACUGCUUCUCUUUGGUGAGGCGUGUGAUGUUAGCUGAUAUUGAUGAUGUUGCUACUCGCAACUGCUUUUCCAGAUUUGCUCCUAGAUUUAUUGAAUUUCGAGUGCCGCCUGCAGUUGCCUUGGCAGGGCCACACCAAAUGAUACCGCGGGCCUUGUACGGCCCGCGGGCCGGACGUUCCCCAGCCCUGCGUUACAUCGUGCGUGGACUGCCUCCACCGACCCUCGUUAUGAAGCGCCGAUCCGUCUCGUUGGCUCGCUCGCCCCACCAGCGCUCACCCCACCAGCGCUCACCCCACCAGCCCUCACCCCACCAGCCCUCACCCCACCAGCCCUCACCCCACCAGCCCUCACCCCACCAGCCCUCACCCCACCAGCCCUCACCCCACCAGCCCUCACCCCACCAGCCCUCACCCCACCAGCGCUCACCCUACCCGCUGCCUGUUAGAGAACGCGCGGAGCACGUGCACACACCCUGUGGUCCGGUUGAACAUUUCCACCGUGGCGAGCGGUCACCCCUCCAUUGGUCCGCGUGCGCGCACGCGGAGAGGUUGCACGUGGCCACUUUUUGAACAAGCUUGAAUCUCCGUGUGGUUUGUAAGCUCUGCGCACAGCGCCACUGGCGCGUAGAAACAUUUCCACCCUUUAGAAGGAAGCUCAUGUCCAUCGCUGUGUGUGUGGUGUUUGUUGUUUUUGAGCAUGAAUUCUCACAUGUUAUUGGAACUCAUUUAAGGCUUGGCAUUUUGGGAUACGAGUAAGGACUCGUAGACUGUGGUCAAGUUUUUGGGAAAUUGCUGGUUAAAGUUGAAUGACUUGAUUUCCCCAAGGGGGCUUUUGGAGACCAAUCUAAUGUCACCUUGAGUUUGUUUAUCACCAAUAUCUCACGAGCUAUUCGCAUGUUCUUCUUGCCGGCCUCUGCAAACCUCAAGAGUGACAGUGAUAGUUGUGAUGAUGACGAUGGUGGAUAUGGUGGUGGUGAUGGUUGUCUGAUUGUGAUGACGUUCCAAGUGUUUCAUGUUCCCUACUACCCCUUCAUGUUUGUGGUGACGUACUGCAGUGAGACUCCGAUAAACCCAGAAUUUCCCAUCCAUUCCUUUGUUGCAACCAACCACGGUACUUCACGAGUUUUCCCAAUGUAACCUUUCAAACGCGAGUCGUGACACGCCGCACGCACCUGAUGUUUGGUGAACAAGUCCCGCUGGACGCGGCGCCGAUUGAAAUUGUCGCUGUUGUGCGAGAAGCACACGUACACCUAUGCACACGUACACCUAUACACACGCACACCUAUGCACACGUACACCUAUGCACACGUACACCUAUACACACGUACACCUAUGCACACGUACACCUAUACACACGCACACCUAUGCACACGUACACCUAUACACACGUACACCUAUGCACACGUACACCUAUGCACACGUACACCUAUGCACACGUACACCUAUGCACACGUACACCUAUACACAUUCAUCGUAGGCCCCAUCUACGCAUGGGACGCAAGAUCGCAUUGAAUUCCAGUCAACACUUGGGUCAAGUCAGGACCACACGUGGUACAGUUUUACACACAAGGUCGCCAAAGUCUCCCAAGUUUGAAUCGGCACUUGGGUCACGCGGGAACGCGCGUUGCGGACGGCAUUCUACCGCACUCACGUCGUGUUCACCAAUCGUCGGGUGCCUGCAGUUUGCAACAACGCAAAUUUGUGUUUCAGAAGGGACAUUGGUAAAUGCAAAAACACGUGCGGUGGUCGAAAUGCAGUGAAUGGGGAGGAGGUCGUGAAGCCCUGGCAGCGUGUCGCCUCUGUCUCGCGCUGGACCGCAUGUGAGAUGUGACGUGUCCGUGUCGUCUCCGUUACAAACCGCGCCCCGCUGCUGGCUUGGUUUCCCCUGUCGGUGAUCCUCGUGAUGUCGUUGAGACGCUAUGUGUGCCCGCGCACCGUGAUCGCAAAUAAAGUUCCGAUCCUGCAACCAG